AUUUUAUUUUCCUACAAACUGAAAAGGUAAAAUGUUGACCAAUUAAUGAUGUAAUUGGUGAGCCAUCAUUGACUGUGUAAAACCAUUAAGGAGAAAGCUUCAAUCUCCAACAACGCGGUUUCCAUAUUGUAUAUGGUUUUUGACAUGAUGCAUAGGGUGCCUUCAAAAUGAAAAUUCCUCCCAUUUCUUAACAAAUCCAAUCUGUCGUUGAAGUUUGGGGUUGUUAGAAUCUUCAAUUCUUUGUCUCUCUCAUUGAAGGAAACCCAAGGCAGAGAUUUGUUUUCCAUUGGCUUUAAAAGAAAAAAAAGAUAAGAGAAAUGUGUCCUAUGAGGUUCUUGUUGGUGUUUUUCUCAGCAGUUUUAGCAGGGUAUGUAGCGUGGAGGACGGCACGUUCAUCAUCUGAGAUCGACGACGACAUAGUUUCUGAGGAUUCCGAGAAGAUGGUUGCCAAAGAUAAACAAGAAUUCAGUUUCAAAAGGAUGGCUCAGAAUGGAUUCUGGGUAUUUGUUGACAUGGCUAGUGGGAGGUAUUUGUGGAGGAAUCUGAAGGAACUGAAGAAUGAUGAAAAAGUCAAGAGCUGUUAACAGUUUUGACAUAUUGUACAAGUAUGUCAAACUAGUUUUUUUCUUCUUCUUUUCUUGUUUCGAUUACUGUACCACAUGAACAUGUGAAUUCUUUCUUGUUCUUUUCAGAUAGAGGAA
Molecule: messenger RNA, 701 nt
Organism: Durio zibethinus
Lineage: Eukaryota; Viridiplantae; Streptophyta; Magnoliopsida; Malvales; Malvaceae
Source: RefSeq, a predicted model, not a curated record